UGCUCUUGCUUUACCAGAGCUAAACAUUAUUAACGCCUCUAGUUUCGUAUAAUUUAUACAAAAUAAACAUACCUUAAUCCCACUAUUUAUUGUCUUGUAAUCAUUGCGGAAAUUGAUGUUGUUGGAUAUUGUUUGUGUAUAAGAUCUAAAGAGUUUUUAGGAUGAAAUAUUUCUUAUUGUGUUGGUGAAAGUGACUGAAUUAUUUCAUUUAGCUUGACCUUACAGCAUGGGAAGAUGGCGCGACUGGAUAUUUACACGACCCGCAGAGUGCUAGAUUUUCUUCAGUUUAUCUUUAUUUUACUGACAGUGCAACAUUUUACUUCUUAUGUUAUUGCAGUAGAAAGCCAUAAUCAAGCCUUUGUACAAACAGACAAGCAUUUAACAUUUAUUGUGGCUGAUAGGUAUAUUGGCUCUGGUGUACCAGUAGAGAUAAAACCUGCCUCUACGCUAACAUUACAAGAUGAUAGUUUUUAUUCCAAUAACAUUAGCCUGGAUCCUCCCAUGCUUGAUUUUCAUGAACAGCCUGUUGGGAUGCCAAGAAUGGAAAAAGUUUUUAUUCAAAACAAUGAUCCAAGGCACAGCUUGCAUCUUUUGUCUAUUUCGGGCAGUACUGUUCAUUUUCAUUGCUCAUUUUUCCAGGACAAAAUUGUCCCACCUGGGGGAAACACAAGUUUUGAUAUUGUUUUUCUUGCCCGCCAGGUGGGCAAUGUUGAAAACACAUUAUUUAUUCAUACCUCCAUAGGUAUAAGAAGGUAUCAGGUAUUUGGUGUAGGUGUUCCAAAUCCUUAUCGCCUACGUCCGUACCUGGGAGCAAGGGUUCCCAUCAACAGUAGUUUUACACCUGUUAUUCAGAUGCAUAAUCCAUAUAGUACCAGACUCCAGGUGCUGGAAAUGUUUUCUAGUGAAGGAGAUUUACAUUUAGAGUUACCAUCAGGGGAAAGAGAAGCGUCACAAGAAUUAUGGGAGUUAAAACCUUUUGAAACAAAAGAAGUAAUGAGAGCUAGCUUUGUAGGUAGAAUAGAAAGUAAUCAUUCAGCAUUCAUACGCAUCAAAACCAAUAAAGAAGAUGAACAUAGGAGUUCUCCACAAUUGUUAAUAUUACCAUUAGAGAUUGAAGUUUCAUCAGAUCCUGGUAUUUAUUCUCCUGUGGAGUUGUUAGAUUUUGGUAUAUUAAGGACUUUAGAUGAGCCAAAACAUUUACGCCUUAAUCUUAUCAACACAGGGCCAAAAGCUGUUCACAUUACAAGUGUGACUGUUUCCCCUCCUAAUGAUGCUGUGAGUGUGGAUUUCCGUCCUUUUAAAUUACAGCCUGAUGGGAGUAGGCCAACAACAGUAGCCCAGAUCACUUUUAGAGCUGUUAAAGCUUUACAAUCAAAGCAAUGGGCUGGAAAAAUUGUGAUCAAAACAAAAAAUAAUAUUCAAAGAUUGGCCAUUCCAUAUCAGGCCAAUGUCUUACAUGGGUCUCUAGUAUAUAAUGUGAAUACAACACAUUUUUUUAGUGCAAAAGCUUUAUGGAAUGUUAGCAGGCCUGUCACCUUCACUAACACAUUUCAUUUCUCUAUAGUCAUCUAUAAUGUCAGCUUGCCUCCAGAGGUGUCACAAUAUUUUACAAUUGUAAAUUUCACAAGGCCUGUGAUUAUUCAGCCCCAGCAAAGUCUGACAAGUUUCGUGCUCAAGUUCCACCCAAAUCAAACACAGGUUCAUUUCAACACAGUGUUGACUCUCAGCACAAAUGCCUCCACCUUUACCAUUCCUAUCAUAGUUUAUAAUGGCCUAAUGAAGGUGAUACAUCAUAGGCCAGAAAAAUUUGAAGGGCAGUUAGAUUUUGGCACUCUAGGUGUUGGAGAGUGUCGUAGUAUGAUUUUCACUAUCCGCAACGACAACCCAGUUGAUAUAGUGGUAGCCCGAUUUCAAACAAAUAUGUCUUGGGCAUCUGUAGAAAUUUUAGGAAUGGAAAAGGGUAAUGGAACAACCCUUACACACAAGCAUAAUCAAUCUGAGAUAAACAUAGACCCAUUAUAUAUAAAGCCUUAUCACUAUGCAGUGUUCAACGUUAGCAUUGUUGCCCCUGAAGAAGAAGGGGCCUAUGUAGCAGACAUUUGGAUGUUCACACAGUUCCAGGAUCUUUUUACGCCAAUCAUUUUCCGUGCUGCCAGAGGCAGCUUACAUGCCAUUCCAGAUAAAUUUAUCUUUGAUAAAGUUUAUCCAGGUCGAGUACCUUAUAAAGUGUUACAGAUACACAGCACUUUUGAUGAUUAUAUGGAGGUCACACAGGUGACCUUCCAACCAGCAGAUAACAGAUUUUAUUUUAUUCCACAAAACAGCAACACUGUGCUGCUUCAGCCUCACGAGCACAGUAUUGUAGGAAAAAUUUUCUUUGAUGCAAAAAAAGAUUGCAGAGAUGAUUGUUAUGUGGGGCUACCAACAUUAUCUCCAGCUGGACAUCAGUGGCUCCUGGGGAUGGUGUUGGAUAAAGAUGUGGCAGAUACUGACCAAUAUUUAUAUACAAAAUUACAGCAGAAGUGGGAAAAAUUAGAACAUUUACAACAAAGCAUAGCUAAUGUCACCAUAGAACUAGAUACCAAUCAAGUUCGAGGGUUUUUAUUCUCUGCCCAGGCCCACCUCCAGUGGCCCUCACUCAUAAGAAAAUCUAAAAUUAAAUAUCCUCUUACACAGAUAGGAAAUAUGUCUAUAUCAGAUUUUAUUGUAGAAAAUAUUGGCGAUGAAGCCGUGGUUGUGCAAGUACUUCCACUAUCAUUCUAUCCCAAUCCACAUACAAUCCUAGAACUUUUGGCAGCAAGAUUCUCCCAAGACUUAACAGAUUAUAUAGAGAGUGACGACACAAACACUUUUGUUCUGUAUGAUCUGGAACCAGUCGGAAAAAGCAGCACCACUGCUUCUUAUCUAGCACAACAUCGAAAAACUGUGGAAAGUAUUUUAGGGGUUAUACCCCAUAAACAUACUUUGGCAGCAAUUUUACAGCCGGGUACAAAAAUAAAGGUCAAAGUUGGGUUUCAGCCAAAAGAUGACCUUGCCAGAUCUUCGCUCAUUAUUAUUAGAAAUAACUUGACUAUUAUUGAUGCCGUUGUGGUUCAAGGUCAAGGACGUAAGGGGGAGAUGAGGUUUAAUAAUAAAAAGCCUGGUUCACACUCAGCUUUGACCUUUGAACUAACAGAAAAGCACUUGAAAAACUGUGAUACUUCAGAAAAAAAGAAUAAAAAUGUUAUGCCCAACUUUACAGUACGGAGACCUUUUACACUGAGAAACACUGGAGAGUUACCUUUUUACAUUCAUGGUUUCAGUAUCAAUGAGUUACCUUGUGAAGGAUAUGGUUUCAAAGUCUUUGACUGUUCCGGGUUUGAGAUGCCCCCCAAUUCAAGCCGCAAAAUAAAUAUAGCAUUUACUCCAGAUUUUACCAUGUCACAGAUACAGAGAAUGUUGACAAUACAUACCAGCCUUGGCUCUCCGGCCAAUGAGGCCAACUACUCUCUCCAAGCCAUGGUGCCAUACGAUCUCUUGUCCCAGUGUUCUGCAGCCUUGCCGCGCCCUAACUGGGAGCCACUCUUGUACUACUUUGUGGUGGUGAUGAUGGGCUUCUUCAUCUGUUGUAUCAUAGUGCUAGCCUACUUUGAAUCAGACAGGGUCAUGGCAGAAUAUUUUCGCAAAAAAAUUAAGGUUACUAAUGGGACACCUACUUAUGAAAAAUCUAAAGUAUUUGACUUGAAAAAUAUCACCGGCUUGCCCGUGUCACCUACUCAGAACUCGUCAAAUACUUCAAAUUCAUCCAUUGCAAAAGCAGCACAGACUAUACCUAAUGGAAAUUAUGGUGGCAGCAGAAAUAUAUUAAACAGUUACACAGAUACAGAUAAAGAUAGGGGACACCUCAAUAAUCUCCAGGAUCAUGUAAAUCAUAUUUUAAAUUCCUCCAGUGCUGGGAAAGCUAAUUCUUCAAAUAGUAGCAGACAAACGAAGUUUUCUCUUUUAGGAAGCCUCAAGCAUAUUUUUACAUAUUUUUAUAAUUUUAGCAGUUCUUCUAGGAAAUCCACAUCUUUACAAGAUAAGCCCUUGAUGAGGGACUCUGGGACCUCGCCUCCGAGCCCAGUACAGAAACCUACCGCCACAGUGUCGGCCUUGAGGCAGGAGCCUGUGGCACCUGUGACUAGCAGCAACAACCAAGAACACCUAGUGCUUUCAGAGAAAGCCAAUCCUAACAACAGUAGUAACUAUAACAACCGCUCCCGAAAGGGACGACUGAACAACCGCAGGCAGAUUGUAGUUGAUGCCUCGGGCGACACAAACGAUCAGGGUUUCAAAAAGUUAAAAGACAGCAAGGAACCCACGUCCUCUCUAGAGUCCACCUCAGUCAAAAGAAACUCUAAUUCAAUAAUAGAUGAUUUUGAUGAGUGGCCUGUGAAAUACACAGAUGAUAUGGACAACAUUGAAGAGUUGGACUUCAAACCAGAACUGGCCAACUCCAAGAUAGCCAACAAGAGAUUAACCAAAUCACAGAAAUCAAAGUCAAGAGCAGAUCACAAUAAAGAGAAUAUUUUACUUCAUCGAGAAAAUGCUUUAGCAGAUGAUGGAGAUGAUGUCUCUUCUACGACUACUGAGUCCUCUGGUGGAGAUGUGGAGGACAAGCACUCACUAGGACCUGACAAUACAUCAGAAGUGACCACUGCACCAGUAGGUAGCAACGGCAGUGCUGGCAGGAGGUGGAAGAAGGGAGGCAACAAACAGACAGAACGACUGGUAGUGGUCACCAAUGGAGGGGAGAUGAUUGAUGAUGACUCCAACUUUGAGGUGACUUCAAAAUCCAAAGCUCACAGAAAGAUCAGAGUCAACAAAGAAACAUUUGGUGGGGACGUCAUGAUUCCAAGCACACUUGAGCUUCCGUACAGUCUUCCUAAAGAAAAAGAACGAGCUGAGAGCAACUCUAGCAAAAGAUCCAAGAAGCCUAAAAAAAAUGCCAAAGAAAGAGGUUCGUCAUCUCCAAAUCUUUAUCCUGUGGAUGGAGCAGACGGCUCUUCUGACACUGGCAGAGAAUCCCCUCUGCCCAUCUGGAAUGAAUCUUACCUAACUGAGCAUGACCUAGUUCCCGGAGAUCUCACAGAACUGUCACUCCAGACAGAAUCCUUUGUUCACAAACACUCCAGAAAUUUGGCUUCUGCUCCCAGCAACUCACUGAUACCUGGCAGUUUGAUGUCCAGUUCUGCUCAGUCAAAUUCACUGUCUUCAUCCUCCUCUACUGGACCUUUCUCUGCCGAGCGUCUGUCCACUGGCAACCGGUCUGGGAGCUACAGCAGCAUUGUCAGCAAUUCCAACAGUCCAAGCAUUCCUGAGCCACUUGGCCGCAAUGCUGUGGGCAUGGGAGGUCGCAUUGGCAACCUAGUCCAGUCAUCUGACAACUCCAUGUUCGCCUCUCCUAGCUUUAAUUUGUUCACAGAGAAUGGUCUUGCUGGAAUAAUGCCAGGAAACUUGGUCUCCAACAAAAACAGUCAUGGCGUUUGGACUUCUGGACCAGCUCCUGGCAACUACUCUGACACUAACUGGUUUCUCCACAGUGGUGUCUAUGGCCUGCAUCCUAUUCCAGAAACUAAUAACUUACCAGGGUUUGCUCCACCUGCAGUUAGAGGUCUUGAUGGUUAUCGUUAUGGUACUAAUGAUCCUGCUGCGUUAUAUGUACAUCCUAUGUAUCAAGGUGGUAUCCAUGACAACCUGAACCAGCCACAAAUGACCAUGAUGCAGCAGCUCCAGGCUGAGCGACGGAGACGCUUAUGGGAGCACCACCAGAAGUUAAGCAAAGGUGAAGAUUGGCCUGGAUUCAGUACCCCCCCAGCUGUAAGAACUGAAAGUUUCUGGGAUGACUUCAAUACAUCACCAGUUGAACCCAACAGUUGGUCUCAAGUUAACACCAAUGCCCCAGCCAAUGGGUUCUGGAGUACAUUGACCACUUCUGGGUGGUCCUCACUCCAGUCACUUGCUACCAUCUGGGGCAGCACUCCUGAACACAGUGGAAGUGGAUACAACACAACACCCUCCUCACAGUCUUCUUCACCAGCUGUUCAGCAGUUGACCACCAACAGCCCACCUUUCAACCCUUUUACUUCAAUGGCUGAUAUUUGGGGCCCAAGUUCACAGUCCAGUACCCUCAAUUCAGCAGGGGGAAUACAAGGUUCCACCAGUCAGCCUCAGUGGACCCCUUUAGGGCCCUCUGUGUCUCCUGCUCCAACCACGCCCCCAGUUCACAAAGACGAGUAAAGCUAGACUCAGUGGAUAAGUCAAUGUGUGAAACAUUACAGUAUACAUGAGUAGCCUGAACACAUCACCCAGCUUUUAAAGCAAUUCAGUUCUUAAAUUUGUGUCAUAGAGAAUAGUUUUAUUGUAUGUUACUUAAUUUUUAAAAAAUAAUGGCCUUAGAAUGUUGAAAGGUAUUUUAAUUUUAUUUUGUAUAAAUUCAAGAUUUUCCUGAGAUAACAAUGGCAGAGUAAAAUAAUAAAAUGUCCCCCCUUAUGACUAGGAAGCAUUGUUUUCAGUUUGAAUACUUGGGUAAGAAAUAACAUGACAUUGUUUAACUUAGGGACAUCAUUUCAAGCCUCUUGUGUGCCUGCUGUUUCUCUAGAACCUUUUCUUUGUUGUUGUCUAGUAUUUACCCAAAGCAUGCUUGAGAAUGUCUAAAUCUUGUGAGAUGUAAAUAGACUCCUAUUGGAGGUUGACUCAUACCAGUGAAUCUAUUUUUGUUUGGUUUCAAUUUGUUCAUACAGAAAUUUAUAUGUGGUACAAAUAAUUCAAAGAUUAGGACACCUAUUUUUUUUGUGUGUGUGUUUGACCAACAUAAGUAUGUAACCUCGAAAAAGUCAUCCAGAUAUAUUACUAAGACAAAAUCUUAACUUUCAACUUCUAGAACGGAAUAAAGACAAUGACUAUUUGACUUUGAACUAACAAUGGCACACAGACUUACAUUUUUUGUUUGUUAUUAGGCCCUUGGUUGAAUAUUAAGUUAAAUUGAUGAUGGUGGUUGAUCUAUAAAUAUUUUAACUAAAUAAAGAAUGCAUUUAAUUUUAGUUGAAUGUGUGCUUAAAGGUGUGUAAUUUUUUCUUCUUACCUAACUUGUAUAUUUACCUAUCCCACCGCAGCAACCAUUGGUUUCAGUGUUUUCUUUGUGUGUCAGUCGGCAUGGCCAUUUUUUUUUUUGUAGAGUAUACAAAAUGUAUUUUGCUUAUUGCUAUGACAUGGCUGUAUGUAUGUAUUGUUAUGAAAUGUCCAAAUAUUCUUUUUGCUUACCUUUUCCUGAGCUGAGUAGCGUGUGACAGUACUAUGGAUUUAGGGUAUGAUCUGUUUUGAUACUCAGCAAUAGUAUGUUAGGACAGAGCUCUCCAUGGACAUCAGGAGAAAAACUAUGUUUAAUAAAAUCUCUGUUUAAAUUUCCUCAAAGGGAUGGGAUAUUAGCAAUGUUAAUGAUAUUAAAUUUACUUUUCAAGGAGUUUGAAAAAGUUUAUACUCUUGCCUGUAUGUUUGUAUGAUAUUUGCACUUGUGUACACUAAUGGGCAAUUGUUGUAGAAUUACAAAAUGUUUUUCCCUGUGACAGUUUGAACUGAUAAGAAGUAUUGUUGUUUUUUUUUACAUUGUAAAUGUUUAUCUCUGUGAAGAUGCAAGGAUGGAAUAAUUGUCCUUAUGUAAAUUGUGUGUUGUCUUCUAAACUCUUGUGUCAAUGGGUAGAUUCAAGCUGAAAUUGUUUCACACAUUGACAUGGCUGGCUUGCCUCCUCUGAUACUAGAACUAAAUUGACAAAUCUGUAGUUAGAUGGUUUCAUUUGGAUUCCUCUGAAAAAAAGAAAGAAGACCUCAAUGUGUGUGGUCAAAAUUUGGAGCAGCAAAUGGUGCACUUUGUUGCAUUUCCAAAAAGAGAGAAGUUAAAUAUUAGCUGCCUCUCACUUGUUGAUAAAGUGACAUUGAUGGAAGGAUAGAAACUGUCACUACUGCUAGCACUUACUAUGUCCUCUAACCUCGGCUUUGAUCAAAUAUUACCAAUCAGUGACUUAAAGGGUUUGUGUACUGUAUGACAAAAUAUUUCAUAAUUAAAUGAAGUCUCAGGGCAAUUUAAAAAAAACAAAUGAGACUUGACUUUGUCUAUCACAAUGUUUGAUACUUCAAUUCUUUCCUUUACCUGGAAAGUGACUGUACACCAAUUCCUAAGCCUUACCAGUUAUACAUAUUAAUAAUACUGAAAACUGAAACCAACCAUAGAUGGCAAAACUCUGUUAUAUUGUCAUACAUUAUCCAAAAGUGUAUACACAUUAGUGUGUAGGAUGUAUUAAAGAUCUGUCAGGGAAAUUAUUCAUGGGGUUAAUGAAACAUACAUAGUCUCUUCAGGGAUUUAGUUUUAAUUGAAUACAAAAGCUGGUGGCAUUACUGAUGUUGUCUUUAUCCAUACAUGAUUGUAUUUUUUGAAUGAGCUUGAAACCAGGGUUUUCAUUUUAUGUUGACGUUUUCACUGAUUUCAAGUUGAGAAUCAUGUGCAUUGCUUGUAGUUCUAGUUGCAAGAGUUUGAAAAACAGUUAAUACAGCAUUGGACUUUCAUUAUUGCCCUUCUCAUGGGCAUUUCUAAAUACAUAAUUUAACUACCGUUAUCUCCCUCGUAGUGUAAUUCCUUUUUUUUUUAUUAGAUACCAGUAAUAAAAAAUUAAGAUUUUUUUUUAGCAAACUUUAAAUUUUUUACUGUAGCGAGGCUUCUUCUUCUAAUGUAUAUUUAAAAUGAAAUUUAAAAAAAUUUUUGUAUAAAUAUAUGAAGAAAUCCUGGCAGCACAUGUUGAAUUCAUUUCUUGACAGACUUUAAUCAAUCCUAGUUUACUGUAUGUCCCAAACUAAGACCACAACUUAGCUUAUUAGAAAUGCAUUUUCUGAUAUUGUUUUAGCUAAAUCCAAAUGUGAGAUCUGAUAAAUUCUUCCAACAGUUAGUCCUCUUAAUGUUUUGAGCUAUUGGUUUUUUAUCAAAUACUGUGUUUAAAGUAAAACACCAAGUGACCAAUAUAUAUUUUUGUUAAUUUUAAUUACAAAGUCUGUAAACGUUUGUAAUGGCAUUUUGUUUCAAUAAUGGCAGAAAAUAAUUAUCUGCUUCACAAGACUGUGUCUUUUUUAUUUUUAGUUCAUUUCAUUUCUAAUUUAGUUGAUUACUCAGGUUUCAACAUUUGUUUUCCUUAUAGAUCUCAUAUAGGUUAGUGCUGUUUGACAAUUUCAAAACCUGAUUGGUUAAAUCUGAAACAUUCAAAUCUACUACUUGAUUGGCUCAUAUUAAGCUAAUGAGCUUGAUAGAAAGUGUGACUAUCCAAAUAUCUGCUGCUACUAUAUGACAAACAAAUAAAUGAACUGUUUUUAAUGCA
Messenger RNA from Biomphalaria glabrata, 9377 nucleotides. RefSeq names its product transmembrane protein 131-like. The transcript is spliced from 38 exons. Bases 235 to 6258 code for a protein of 2007 amino acids. Gene Ontology annotation, cellular component: membrane. NCBI's taxonomy places the organism in Eukaryota, Metazoa, Mollusca, Gastropoda, Planorbidae. The record is from RefSeq and is a predicted model, not a curated record.